This is a messenger RNA of Acanthosepion pharaonis, 1980 nucleotides long. Lineage: Eukaryota; Metazoa; Mollusca; Cephalopoda; Sepiida; Sepiidae. The record is from the annotation of a GenBank genome assembly.
AUGGACGUGGAGGGUCGUAGCGCCAACAUCAUUUACCAGCCGACUGUCGAAGAACAACGAGCAUUUUCCGAAAAAGGACUUCAUGGCCUCUAUACCAUAAAGUACGAUAUUUUACACGGAAAGACCAAAGGUGAUAUUGUCCUAUGGAAUGGAUACUUCAUCCACUUUUUCUCGCCUUCAGGCUUGACUCCUUUACCCAAGGAUAUUGUUUUUGUGCUGGAUGACAGUACGUCUAUGACUGGCAACAAACUUAAACAAAUGAAAGAGGCUAUGUACAUGAUUCUUGAAUCCCUCAACAAAAACGAUCGUUUCAACUUUAUACAGUUUAGUAAUAUAAUUACUCCGCGAGAAACUGGAUUUGUCAGGGCGACCUCAAGUAAUAUCAAAGCAGCUAAAGAAUAUGUACGCAACAUUUUCAUUGCUCGCGGAGCUACUAAUAUCAAUGAUGCCAUUAUUAAGGGCCUGCAGCUGUUUGACAGACUUCCAUACAAGCCCGAAGCUCGAUCCUCGAUUCUCUUCUUUUUGACUGACGGCCGAGCAACUGUCGGAGAAACAACCACGGAAAAGAUAUUGGAGAAUAUCAAAUUACACAACACUCGGAAAAUCCAGAUCUUCGCCAUUUCUUUCGGAGGAGAUGCCGAUUAUACGCUAAUGAAGAAAAUGAGUUAUCUCAAUGAUGGAGUACCUCGCCGUAUUUACGAAGCGUCCGAUUCUGCGUACCAACUGAAGCAGUUCUUCGAUGAAAUAUCCAGCAUAUUAAUUAAAGGAAUCAAAUUCAGUUAUAGCUCUCCUUACGUGUAUACCGACGACAUAGCCUGGUCUCGAUUCAAGAACUAUUAUGAGGGAUCUGAAAUUAUAACGAGUGGUAAGAUGUCUGAGGCCGAAAUGAAACAACUGGGUUUAAGAAUCAGUGAAAGAAAAGCCAGUGGCACCUAUAACAUUGAUUUCCUAUCUGAUGCAAUGUCAAUCAACGAGAAGCCUCCCUUUAUGAGUAUGAAAGAAUACAAUAUCUUGAUGGAGAAAAUGUGGGCUUUCCUUACUCUUAAGUAUUGGAUGAGACUUAAGUUGAUGGGAGGACAGGCCGGCUACUUGGGGAGACUUAAUGAAAAAAUUGAUGAGCUUUCUCUUAAGUAUAAUUUUCUAACCAACGGUACAACUAUGACAUUGAAAAAUCCACCAGGUUCCCCCAUAUCAGAGGAAAUUGCCCUCCCUGUAUUUGAGCCGGACUUGUAUGGAGAGGCACGGUUACCCAGAGUGUUUGCUGAUCCCCACUUCAUGGUGAAUUUACCAGAACUUGAGCUUCCCGUCUGCUUCGAGAUUAUAGCUGAUAAAGGAGAUUUUCUACUCCUUUUGGAAGACCCAGUUUCAGGAGUUCGAGUAACUGCAUCCGUUGUUGAGAGUCGCGCCCGUAACAAAGAUGGCCGUCACAAAACCUACCUGGGUGAAGUGUUCAUCGCCACGCACGAUCUACAGGUUCGAAUCUCUCCUUACGACAUCCGUUUGAAUGGACUUUCUCUCUCCUGGAAGAUAGAGAAAUCUCUUGGUACGCAUCAUGUCCGCGUUGUGAUCACCGGAAGUAAAUACCAUGUAGCAGUGAUCAUCAAUAACUCAACCCAAAUGCUUAUCCAACGCUAUUUGUACGCCGUUAAAAAUCCGAAGCAAGUCAACUAUCUGAAUUUCUAUGUCACCGACCAUACAGGCCUAUCCACAAAAACUACUGGGCUUCUAGGUUAUUUUGCCCAUGCUCAUGUCAACAAUAUGUCUCUGAUGAAGUUAAAAGAACCACUUCCUCGUACAUUGAACCUUACUGCUGCCAGCCGAGACACAGGCAAAAUUUACCCAUUUACUGCCCACCUGGUUGAUCGUCUCGAUGUGUUCGACAUUAAGCAAACAGUUCGGUGCUGGAAGAUUUUACCCCACGAGAACUUUGCUCUAUUUGGGGGCAUUCAAACGGGAAGGUUUUUCUUGGAUGAUCUGUAA